Molecule: messenger RNA, 812 nt
Organism: Solanum verrucosum
Lineage: Eukaryota; Viridiplantae; Streptophyta; Magnoliopsida; Solanales; Solanaceae
Exons: 3
Coding region: 78-539 (153 amino acids)
Source: RefSeq, a predicted model, not a curated record
GGGAGAAACGUUCACUUCUCCUGCUACCAUCGCAAUCCAAAUUUUAUUUCCAUUAACGUUCACUUUUUUCCGCAAAAAUGGUGAAGAAGCUUGAAAGGCCGGAUUGUGUUACUCCAUUGGUAGUAGAUUUAUCUACUUCACCAAUCGAUGAAGGAACUCCAUUGAGACCUGUAUUCUGCCUCAAAAAGAGAGAGCAAUUGAAAGAAUUUGAAGAGAAAGAAGAGUGCUUUAUCCUCGAUUUUGAUCCUUAUGAAUCCGUAGAUAUCUCAAAGUUAUCUGUUUCCCAAAAUCUUGAUGCUUCUGACCUUUCUGUUCUCGCCGAAAAAGGAGAGGUGGCAUGUCGAGACUUUCCACAUCCAAGGCAUGACUGCGCGAAACAUCCUUUUGAGAAGACACCUCACCAGGACCACUGUGAAAUGUGUUAUUGCUAUGUCUGUGAUGUGGCUGCUCCUUGCAAAUCCUGGACUGGGAAUUCAGCCCAUUGCCAUGCCAUGAAUAAUGAGGCUUGGAAGGCUCUGAGGAACGCUCCGAAAAAGUAAUUGAAGAAAAUGUAUUCACAACAUUGCAACUUCUCUAGACUUGUAAAUUUUGUGCAGUGAUGGCUCGAUCUGCCCGUUAGCUGCAGUAUGGUUACGUACCUAGUUAUGAUCUGGGAUACUAAGUUGGAUAUGAGGUCUGUAUUCAAGUGUGUCUCAAAAUUAUGCUAGAUUUUUGUAGAUAUUUUGCUUAAGGUAUGCAAAAAUGUGGGAUGAACUUGUUCCUUCUAGUAUAUUAGCGGUUGAAGUGAAGUCACCAGUUAAUGCUUCAACUUC